Molecule: messenger RNA, 1152 nt
Organism: Nerophis lumbriciformis (worm pipefish)
Lineage: Eukaryota; Metazoa; Chordata; Actinopteri; Syngnathiformes; Syngnathidae
Source: RefSeq, a predicted model, not a curated record
AUGUGGACGGACCGUAAAGCAGACGUGCGGGACACCAGCGGGAAAAGAGCCAGGGACAGUAGCCCUGUCCUCAACAGACUGAUGGCGCUUACUGGUGACAUGAUAUACUUGGAUAAGGUUAUGCAAGACAAAUGGUUUGUACUGCAGCUGGCCGUGUGGGCGCUUCGAGGGGUGACGCGAGUGAUUUUAGCCAACAACCCGCUGAGUGGGGCUCUCAUGCUAGCGGCACUCUACUGGGCCUCCCCCUGGCAAGGCCUGCUGGGAACUUUGGGCCUGCUGACCUCCACGCUCGUAGCGGUCAUCUUGGGACAAGACAGUGCAGAAGUGUGGGGAGGACUUCACGGCUUCAACGGCAUGUUGGUCUCCCUGCUAAUGGGAGUGUUCAACAGCGCCGGAGACUGGUACUGGUGGCUGCUGCUUCCCGUUUGUCUGGGCUCGGCGACAACUGUCUUCUUCUUCAGUGGUCUCUCAUCAGUUCUGGAUCGAUGGGACCUGCCAGUUGCGGUCUUUCCGUUCAACAUAGUCAUCGUUAUCUACUUCCUGUGCACCGGACCGGACAACCCCUACUUCCCGCGCCGCCUCGCCAUACCGCCGAGCUCGGUGGCGACUAACGUGACGGCAGUUAGUGCUACAGAGGUGUUGCAAGGUAUCCCUCUCGGCGUGGGCCAGAUCUUUGCCUGCGGAUCCUUGGGUCCCUCCUUUCUCAUUCUGGCCGGACUUUGCCUUUACUCCCCGCUUCAAGCCUUCCACGCUUUGCUUGGCUCAGCAGUCGGAACACUGGUCGGUCUAUCCGUGGCUGUGCGGCACGAGUGCCUCUAUUCUGGUCUGUCCGGCUUUAACGGAGCUCUAGGCUGCAUGGCCGUGGGAGGAUUUUUUUUCAUGUUUAAUUGGAAGACCCACUUGUUGGCCAUCGCAAGUGCUUUCCUCUCUGCUUAUCUUGACAUCGCUUUGAGCAACCUGUUGGGGGCAACGGGUCUGCCGGCAUGCAGUUGGGCCGCCACCCUGACCGUGACGCUGCUGCUGCUCCUGCGGGGCAGCGCGUCCGCCUACCGAAUCCCCACGGGUCAAGUGAAGGCCCCCGAGCAGAACCUGCGCUCUCGUAGCCGCUGGGAAGCCGGCAGUACAGUUGAACGAGAAAGCACUGAUGUCUAA